CCAGCUCUCAUGACCGGGGCUGCUGUGCAGGCAUUCCUGGCGAGUGCCAAGGUGCAGGGUAUCUUUCAGCCGCUGCUGUCCCCGCCACUGCAAUUGACACAGCUGGAUCAGUGCCGGAUCCGUGAUCGCAGCACAAUUAUGGCCCGCCACUUGUUUGCCGACCGUGGAGAUGUCUUUGCGGAUGAGCAGGUCGGGCGGCUGCUGCAUUCCCUCAAUAUAGACCCCCGGAGCUUGCCCGGCCGUGCAGACGCUGCAGCCUGGAAUUCCAUUUAUCAGGAGGGCGCCUCUCGCUUCAGGCCACCCUUGGCAGCCGAUCAAUGGGCAUCGGAUUUUGUGCAGCAGCAAAAGCGGCACCCUCCGGGGAGGACGGCAUCCUGGAAUCAGAUUUGGGAUGACACAGCAGGGCCCUCCAACGAGUGGGCCACUGAGUUCGGCAAGGCAGAGGCGGCCACGGCCAGGGCUGGGGCCCACGCACAGACCUCUGAUGGUGCUUUGGAGCAGACGAAGGCUUUGGCCGGCACCCUGGCCAGUGAUAAGGAUGGCAAGUUUGCAAACUCCAAGUUCUUGCAAUUCAUCUCCAAGAUGAGCCGAGGGGAGAUCAUCUUGGAGGGCAACGAGGCCAAGGAGGUCUCUGCUGAGAGCGCUGCCUGGGCAAGCGAAUUUGCAGACAAGCAGGACGCCAGCAAUGCAGCUGACUUUGAGGAUAUCUGGAAACACUAUGGGGAGGUACAAGAAAUCAGCCAUUGGGCUGCUGGUUGGGCGGACGAAUACAGCGGCGGUCCUAGCGGUGGCAACGACUGGGCGGACCAGUUUGCGGAGCAGAUGGUGCCCAAUGAGGAGGUGGCAGGCUGGCUGAAUGACUGGGAGGCGCAGGCCGCCCGUGCGCAGGAGGCAAUGGCCAGUGCUGGCCCCACCGAGUACAGGAUGAGUGAGGACAAUGCCUUCCUGCAGGAUCCAGAAAGCUUUGCAAAGGGGAAGGCGUUGUUCAAGAGUGGGCUGCUCAGCGAGGCUGUUCUGGCUCUGGAGGCUGAGGUGCAGCGGAGGCCUGACAAUGUGGAAGCCUGGCGCCUCUUGGGCACUGUGCACGCUGAGAAUGACGAUGACCAACAGGCAAUUGCAGCCCUGAACAAGGCGCUCGCGGCAGACCCGCGCAAUGCAGAGGUGCUGCUCUCGCUGGGAGUCUCAUACACCAAUGAGUUGGAUCAGGGCCGCGCACUAGGCUACCUCACGGCCUGGCUCGCCCAACAGCCUUCUCUCGCCAAGUUAUUGGCCGAUGCAGGCCUGCCGCAGGACUCUAGCCAGCGCUUGCCGCAUGCCAUGGGAGUCUUUGAGCAGGCAGCACAGCAGGAGCCGGGCAACGCGGACGUGCAGGUGGCGCUGGGGGUGCUGCACAGCCUGGCGCGGCAGUACGAGCGCGCGGGGGAGGCGUUCCGGGCGGCGCUGGCGCUGCGUCCGCGCGACUACUCGCUGUGGAACAAGCUGGGCGCGACGCUGGCCAACAGCACGCACAGCCACGAGGCCAUCGCCGCCUACCAGAAGGCCCUGGACCUCAAGCCCAACUACAUGCGGGCCUGGACCAACAUGGGCAUCGCGCAGGCAAACGUGGGCAACUACGAGCAGUCUGCGCGCUUCUACGUGAGGGCGCUGGGCCUGAACCCCAAGGCCGCCUCCGUGUGGGGCUACCUGCGCACUUCGCUCGCGUGCGCCAGCCGCAUGGACUUAAUGCAGCACGUGCACGAGUCGGAUCUUGACACGCUCACAAAGGAGCUGCCGCUGUGA
Coccomyxa subellipsoidea C-169 is the source of this 1779-nucleotide messenger RNA. Its product is annotated as TPR-like protein. The record is from RefSeq and is a predicted model, not a curated record. Gene Ontology annotation, cellular component: cytosol; peroxisomal membrane. The annotation marks the transcript as partial. NCBI's taxonomy places the organism in Eukaryota, Viridiplantae, Chlorophyta, Trebouxiophyceae, Coccomyxaceae. The transcript has 11 exons. Gene Ontology annotation, molecular function: protein binding. Gene Ontology annotation, biological process: protein import into peroxisome matrix, docking.